Fulmarus glacialis (Northern fulmar) is the source of this 641-nucleotide messenger RNA. RefSeq names its product WD repeat-containing protein 36-like. The transcript has 5 exons. Gene Ontology annotation, cellular component: small-subunit processome; Pwp2p-containing subcomplex of 90S preribosome. Lineage: Eukaryota; Metazoa; Chordata; Aves; Procellariiformes; Procellariidae. Gene Ontology annotation, biological process: rRNA processing. The annotation marks the transcript as partial. Gene Ontology annotation, molecular function: protein binding. The record is from RefSeq and is a predicted model, not a curated record.
AUGUGUUACAUUGCAGAAGUGGCACGUCAGAGUGACUGGGAUAGUAUUGUUGCCUGCCAUCAAGGGUACAUAACCUGUACAACCUGGAACUAUCAGAAAACUUCCAUGGGAGCUCAUAAACUCAGGCCAGAAGAAUUUAGCAAGCACAAACCUAUUGAUAUAUAUGCAACAGCUGUUGACAUUACCUCAUGUGGGAACUUUGCUGUAAUUGGGCUGUCAACUGGGUGGGUAGAUGUGUAUAACAUGCAGUCUGGCAUUCACAGAGGGCGUUACGGCAAAGAAAGAGCACAUGAGGGGGCCAUUAGGGGAGUAGCGGUGGAUGGAUUAAACCAGCUGAUAAUCACAGCUGGUAGUGAAGGAUUAAUUAAAUUUUGGAAAUUCAAAACUAAAGAUCUAGUUUACUCCACUGAGCUUUCUUCUUCCCCAAGUGGAAUUCUGCUUCACAGAGACAGUGGUAUUCUGGGAAUUGCCUUUGAUGACUUCAGUAUUAGUGUUUUGGAUAUAGAAACCAGGAGGAUUGUCAGGACGUUCUCAGGACACCAUGGACGGAUUAAUGACAUGACUUUCAGUCCUGAUGGUCGUUGGCUAAUAACUUCAUCAAUGGACUGUACCAUUAAGACUUGGGACCUUCCCUCUGGAUG